Emiliania huxleyi CCMP1516 is the source of this 1732-nucleotide messenger RNA. RefSeq lists its product as hypothetical. The record is from RefSeq and is a predicted model, not a curated record. The transcript has 4 exons. Lineage: Eukaryota; Haptophyta; Isochrysidales; Noelaerhabdaceae. The coding region runs from base 1 to 1107 and encodes 368 amino acids.
AUGCGGGCACCGAGCGCGGUUGUCAUCGCCACCAUGAGCAUUCUCUACGAGCAUGCUGCCGCGUACAACUCCUUGUUCAUCGGGCACAGCUUCUUCCGUCCAAUCGCGGAGAAGAUGCCAGCGCUAGCCUCGGCUGCCGGACUGAACCACAGUCAAGCCAUCGUGUUUAGCGGCGGCGCAUCAGGUGCGCCAUUGGCUCUCUGGAACUCGGACUCCAUGCGGGAUGAGAUUCAGUCUAUCCUUGACUGGGGCAACAUUACGCUCUUCGGCAUGACAUUCGACCGCACGGCUGAGGGUUGCGAGCUCUGGGUAAACUAUUCGCUUUCAAAGAACCCGAAUCUCAACACGUUCAUGAUCGGCCUCCCAUGGCUAGAUUAUCCGACCGAGUACGACACCGACAGCUACACAUCCGUGGUGCGUAACGCGGCGCAAACCAACUGGACGGACUUCUUGGAGGAGCUCCGCGGCAAGUACCCGAAUGUCACGAUCAUCGACAACCCCUACGGGCUGUCGGUUGUCGAGCUCCGUAUCUUGCAGAGCGCAGGCAGCGUUCCCGACGUGACCGCCAUGACCGGCCUCGCCGCAACCUCUCUUUUCACAGACUACAAGGGACACGGAGGCGACAUCCUCAAGGACACAGCCUCGUUGGUUUGGCUGGAUCGCAUCUACCACGUGGGAUGUGGCGACCCUGCCAUCGCCGCCCUGUUCACCGGGUACAUGACCGACGUCUGCUCGGAGACGUGUCUGGACAUCGCUGCGGCAGAGCAAAGCGCGCUCUACGAUGCAGUGUGCUCGGCGCAGUUCAACAACCUAGCUAAAGAAACCCGCACGGUCAAAUGCGCUUCUUUGAGCCCGGUUCCACACCAGUGCCCCGUCGACACACGGGUGCAGUUUAGACGGCUUCGGAUAGACAUCGGCUCGGCUCCUAGCGGCUCGCAGAAGCAGCGCGGUCGCUCUCUCUCCGUCACGCCGUCGCGCGGCCCCCACGGCGACGGCGCAGACACCACUCAUGGCGCCGGUGGCCUCGGAGGCGGCGGAGAUGGCGAGGUGUGCGCACAUUUUGACGGGUGCGCCAGCAGUGCUGGCGAGGCGCCCGCCGUUGACUGAACACCUUCUCGCGCGGCACGAGCGGCGCGCGGCGCUGCUGACGGGAGGAGGCAGUCACGGCCCGGACGGGUGCUGGCCGGUGGUCAUCAGACCCGCGUCGUCACCGUAUUCGGCGCGCAGUUCGGGACUGAACACCUCUCGAGGCGCGGCGCUGCAGCUGCAAAGUGAUUGGUGUGCAUCCGGCAGAGCCGGCGCGCUACGGCUUGCGCCCGUUGUCCAGACGCGCCGUGCCGCGCUCGCGCGCUCGCCGGAUCAGCGCGUGCGGCAGGAACGAUGCCGGUGUGCCAGUGUGCCGGUGUCGCAUGCGGUGUGCCAGCGCGCCGGGUCCAGCGGACAGCAAGUUGUGUGUGGAGCGGGCGCGCGGUGGCCGUGGCGAAUGUGAGCCGGCGCCACUCGCAGCCUGGUGUCGAGGCGCACUGCCUACUGCCCGUCGACUCAGCCGUGCGGCGGGGUAUCCGUUUCUGUGUGUCGGUGGUGGUGCGCUUGGCGCGCAUAGUGUGCGUGGGGUCUGUGUGCGUGUGCCACUCGCUCGCUGCUGCUGGAUGCAACGGUUUCCCGUCGUAGUGUGUUGGGCGGCCCGUCGUAGUGUGUUUGGGUUGCUGAAAAGGAAAAGGCGAAAUCAAAA